AUGUACGACGAAGUGGUUCCCGUUAAAAUUGAGUCCUUCAGUGGAAUGGCUGCUAAGAGCUCAAUCAGCCAGUGUAUCAAAACAGUACUACGAAGGGCUUGCGUGGAAAAAAGACUUACCGUCGGCCUUCUGCCAGCCAUUCAAUACUUGUCAACUAACUGCAAUGGGGCACUAUUCUGCAUAACUACAGAGGCGCCACCUGGUGACAGCGCCACCCAUAUGCAAGAAGUUUUACUGCAAGCAUUCUGCGUAGAAAACGACAUAUAUAAUAUAAAGGUGGAUUCAGAGCUCAAAUUAAAGAAGCUACUCAGUUGUACCGCAAGGUCUAUGGACUUCAGCUGCAUCUUAGUCCACUACCCCUACACCGAUCCAUUUAGUGACAGUCAAGAAAUCAACUUGUCCAUUCUCUCUGACACCGAGAGGAACCUGAUUGAGUACUGUGAGAGUAACUGGGGUUACUCCCAGGUUCCAGUCGUCAAGUUGCCUGAGAAGUGA
Parnassius mnemosyne (clouded apollo) is the source of this 495-nucleotide messenger RNA. Lineage: Eukaryota; Metazoa; Arthropoda; Insecta; Lepidoptera; Papilionidae. The record is from the annotation of a GenBank genome assembly.